Aphanomyces invadans is the source of this 1166-nucleotide messenger RNA. RefSeq lists its product as hypothetical. The transcript has a single exon. The record is from RefSeq and is a predicted model, not a curated record. NCBI's taxonomy places the organism in Eukaryota, Oomycota, Saprolegniomycetes, Saprolegniales, Verrucalvaceae. The annotation marks the transcript as partial.
GCCAUUUUCACCACAAAUCUCACUCAUGUGGCGGCAAGUUGCACGCGGCAUUCGCCUGCAGUCGUUCUGUGGACCGACCAAGGAGACGACAGUUCGACUGCAUAGCAAGGUCCUAUCGAAUAAUGCAGGCAGAGUACGCCAUGGAGCCAUUAGAACGUUCUCUGGAAGCAGCGCAAAGGAUCCACCCACUACGUUCCAACGAGCAAUCGAGGACAAAGCUCGAUACGUCGAGUGGGACGAAUCCGGUGUGUUUUCCCCCGACAUGUUUGCCGUGAAGAAGAUGGCGUUAUUUGCGAUGAUCCACCAAGCGUUCCCGAACAAAUGCGACUUCGACCUGCCCGAGUUUCUGGAUGGCGCGAAACACGCCCUCGAGUUGGUGUUGCGCACAGUGUACUCUCCUGCAUUCCUUGAAGCCGCGGUGGAUUCCACGAUUGAGAACGACGAGAUUCGUCUGCUGAAGGACGUCAUGUCCCCUGAAUGCCUCAACAUGCUCAAGCAGGGAUUCAAGAUCCAUCACGACAACGGGUGCACCAAGUUCGACCUGACCCAGCUCGACAUCCGGGGGUGCUUUCUCAACAACAUUAAGCUUGCCGACGACAACUCGUCCAUAUUGCUGUACGUCAAAUUCGACACAGCGGAGCACGUGACUGUGUCUGGCAUCAAGGACGGCGUCGCGAUUUCCGAGUCGUCCGUCCGCGAGGCCGACGCAACGUGGGUGUUCGAGUCGCCGAUUCCGUCCACCUUGCGGUGGACCGUCGUCCAGAUGUGAUUGCGUCCACGUUAACCAGUAUAACGACGUGUAGAGUCGGUCGAAGCGUUGACCCGACCUGUCGACUGCCGACCGUCUGGUCACGGUCGCCGCCUGUGCGCCGGCGUUGGAGUAAAUGACCUCCCUUGUCGUAUCUGCGGCAGAUGAAGAACCAUGUCGUCGAGAUUAUGAGGAGGACGGGUUUGACGGCCAAAUGGCCAGGCAUGUCACAGGGUGGACGACGACUCUCGCAGCGAAUUCGAGUCUUUGGUUGGCAAGACGUUGCAUUCGGCAGGAUAUUCGAUGUUGUUUAGCGACCACGUCCCGUGAGCGGCAGCUUGGCUGAAUGAGUCAUGAGUGCUUCACCUGGAGGGCCAUGCCGUCCUGUUAACUUAGAUAUCUACAACUUCUACUUGGA